Messenger RNA from Penicillium brasilianum, 2181 nucleotides. The record is from the annotation of a GenBank genome assembly. Lineage: Eukaryota; Fungi; Ascomycota; Eurotiomycetes; Eurotiales; Aspergillaceae.
CCCGACCCCUAUCUGCCCCCAGCAGAUUAUCACGGCUAACUUAUAUGAGGUCUGCCAUUGGACUGUCGAUCCUGACCUUCUCCUUGCCUCUUUGAUGCAGCUUAGGGCCAGAUUUCGACUUCUUUAAGUUAUUUUGCCCGCCAUCGGAGAAUUGCCAAGUGGCCCACUCCCAGCCGAAACUGGUAUCACCUGAUCACUGAUCACUCAAGAUGGUCACCUUGGAUCUACCGACCAUCAACAGCCGAAUUGGAGACUACCAAUUGGCACCGCAUGGCUUGCUUGCUUUGAUUGGUACCCUAAUCAGCAUCACUGUAUUGACCUAUUUAAUCUCGACGGUCCAAGGUUCCAUUACAGUUCGCACCAAACAUCAUGGAAGCCGACCGCCAAAACUUCCGUAUACUAUCCCACUGCUUGGACAUCUUCCUGAGUUCUUAAAGGAUACAUUGAAGUUUCUUGCAAGGGCCACAGCGGAAUAUGGGCCAUCUACUCCAGUCCGGAUUCAGCUUCUGAACCGGCACAUGAGCCUGCUCAAGGGUGCCGAGGCCAUCACUUCCCUUUUUAAAAGCUCAAGAGAUUUGAGUAGCGAGCACUGGCUAGUGCAGGUCUUGGUCAACGCCUUUGGCAUCGAGCCUGCCGAUGCACCCUUCUAUCUGGCCGAUGACACUGGUAUUGCCAACCAACCUGACCCCAGGAGUAAAAUGACGAAUCCAGAACAUCGCAUAUUCCACUUGGUCUUCAAGUCCGUUCACUCUGGUUUAAGCGGAGUGAGCCUUGAUGAGAUGGAAAGACAGCUUGUGCGAAAUCUAUCCUCCCAGAUCCAUCAAACAGAUUUCCAAUCGGACUCGUGGACUGAAGUACCUGAUCUGUACGGCUCGCUUUUUCGCACUAUUGCCUUCAAAGCAGCUGUCGUGUCGCUCUGUGGACCACGUGUUUUUGAAGUCGUCCCUACUUUCGAUGAAGAUUUUUGGACAUUCGAUAGUGCGCUCCCGGAUUUGUUCAAGGAAAAGCCACGAUGGCUUGUGCCGUCUUCGUACGCGGCGAGGGAUAAGAUGAAGGAAAAUGUACAAAAGUGGCAGGCAUUUUCCCACGAGCGAUACGACGUCAAACAAGGCCAACAGGACAAGAGGGAAUGGGAGGAAUUUUUCGGAUCGAGGCUGAUGAGGACCAGACAUGAAUUCUUCCAGAAAAUGCCCUUGAGCAAGGAGACCAUUGCCGCGGACGACCUCGGACUGAUUUGGGCUGCGACUGCAAAUACUGUUCCUGCACUUGGCUGGAUGCUACUGGAGGUUCUCCAGCGUCCAGAACUUUUACAGAGAGUCCGGGAAGAGAUCGCUCCCUACGUAUCCUGGAAUUCAUCAGAUCCGAGCCAAAUGGUCGUCGACAUUCCUAAUCUCUGCAGUCGACCUCUCCUCCAAUCUAUUUACGCCGAAGUCUUACGUCUCCGCUCGGGCACCCUCAUCAACCGAGUCCCUACCUCUAACGACUUCCAUAUUGAUGGGUGGCACUUCAAGAAAGGCGAACAAAUCAUUGUGUCCACCUACGAUACUGCACGCGAUCCAUACGUCUGGAACCAAGGCUCCAUCGACGACCCACACUCCGUGAACGAGUUCUGGCCAGAACGAUUCAUCGUGUACCCGGACAAUCAGGAUAGUGGUCCCGUCCUUCGAAGCGUUGCCCAACAGCAGGCAAAGAACACGCAAAACUUGCCGAUCGCAGAACCAACCUUCACUCUCGACGGCACGGCGGGAUCUUGGGUCCCCUACGGUGGAGGCACUCGAAUGUGUCCCGGACGACAUUUUGCGAAGAAGGAGAUGAUUGUAACGAUGGCGAUGUUCCUGACAGCAUUCGAUAUUGAGUUGUUGCUCGAUGAGAAAUCUGGGAUCCAGCCUGAUUUGGGGUAUUUCAUGUUUGGUGUGAUGCAUCCUAAGGGGAAGAUACCUGCUAGGAUUCGGAGAAGGCGUUUGGAUUGAGGGUUAUGUGUUUAAGCGCCGGGGCGAUUUGUACGAGACAGACUAGAGACUGCGAGUCAAGAAUUAAGCAGGCGCUACUCCACUCCGUUAUCUGGUAUAGCCGAAGUGCAGAAAGCCACAGCUUCAAGCGACAUUUUCACAGCCAUAAUCAUUGCCUAUUCCCCCCAUUAUUUUCAUCGCUUUAUACAGUCAUGGUCACUUUAAUACUAUA